AUUGUAGCCAGCUAGCCACCCAGCAUACACCUGCUCAUACAGCCAAUCGCUCUUCACUUCGCAGUUCAGAUAGUUCACAAUUGCAGUGUUUCUUGCACUGUAAAGCUGUGAGCCUCGUUGCUAACACCCUGUCUUUUCUGUGCCACCGGUGCACGAGUACCGCUUCCCAACCUGGUACCUAGAAGGCAAGACUAGCUCUGUAAUAACUUAUAGGGAGGGAACAGCGUGAUGCAAAUCUAUUGGAGGAGAAGCAAGCGGCAAGUAGACUCCAAACAGGAUUAAUGUAUAAUUGAUAUGACUUAAGAGCAUGGUGACAAGCACUCAGUGACCAUUGGAUUUUGAAAGGUAAAAAAAAAAUUGUAUCGUGUAUCGGUUCAGCGUUUCGGUGGGUUAGAUCAGUAGCUGAACUUUACCUUGGCUACCAGAAAGUGAGAUAACAGCUACGCACUAUCGGAAAAAGCUGCAUAAAAGUGAUUCCAAAUCCUCGUCUAGUUGGCCCUCUACUACAGAGGAAUUCUUCAACAUUACUUCAAGUGUAAAAAACAUUUUAUAGGAGAAAGUAAGCUGAAUAUUUGAACUAUCCUGUGAAUUGUUUGCUGCAGCUGUAUUCCGCUGACGAACUUUUCAAGAUCAAUCUUUUUUCGGGCUACAAGACAAAAUGGCUUCCCUGACAACGGCGUUGCCAAACGUUACCGGAAAUUACACUGAUGAUUACCAUUCACAAACUGUGGACGUCUAUGAAAUUGUUUCUAUGGUAUUCUUGAUUUCUUUCGGUAUGUUGGGUGUAAUUGGUAACGGGAUACUGGUAUGUAUUGUCCUUCUGAACCCUGAUAUGCGAUCUGUUCCGAACAUUCUCAUCGCAAGCCUUGGUCUUGGUGACUUCUUUGUGGUAAUUACUUCAGUACCUUUCAACUUAGUGUCUUACCUAUACAACUCGUAUCCGUUCAACUCUGCCGUCUGCAAGUUUUCUAGUGCCGUGCCUAUCGUGUCUCACGGUGUGUCGGUCUUCACGCUUUCGGCGUUAAGCUACGAUCGCUACAUGGCUAUCGUGCGACCCAUGCAACGGCGACAAUCUAACGCAGUGCGUCGAACCUACGCUGUGGCCAUUUCAAUCUGGGUAACAUCUAUCUUACUAGGCAUUCCAACAACCAUCCUUGCAAAGAGAGACCUUAUUUACCCGAGUGGUGUCGAAGUAGCCAUAUGCAAAACUCUGCCUGUAAACAUAACAGAGGAAUACGGAGCGAUUCCAACCGUCACGGCCAAGGUUCAUGAGGCAGUAAGAUGUUUAAUCAUGUUCGUUAUACCUCUAGCUAUCAUCAGCAUGUACUAUAUACUGAUAGCCAAGCAACUCGCCCAGAGUUCUCGGACAAUUCCUUGCGAAAACCACGGAGAUUCCAGACAGCUUCGAGCCCGCAGACGACUCGCCCGAACAGUUCUGGUUCUGGUCGUGAUAUUUGCCAUAUGCUGGAUACCUCACUUUAUGUACAGGCUCUGGUUUAAUUUUAGCUUCUCACUGGAGGUCUUCAGUUCGACUGGAAUGUUCAUCCUUCAAAUUGUCUCCGUUCUCAUGGUGUACGCAAAUUCUUGCAUUAACCCAAUCGCCCUCUGCUUUCUAAGCAAGACUUACCGACGAUACUUCGCUCGCUAUCUUUGCUGUCAGCGUAACCGCAAGCUGUCUCAUGUCCGAGCUACGCGGAUGAAUAUGUACCCGAUGUCACCAGGCACACCCACUAGCACAAUCUACAACAAGCGGUCAGUAGACGGGUCGCUACGAGGCUCUUCAGUGGAAACAAGAGCAUGUACAGUGUGAAAUAACAUGGAAGAUAAAGUGAGUGUUUACCCGACGCAAAUUCAGUAUCGAAAUGCAAUCCUGAGUUAGAUACAAGAAAAAGAAGGGUUGUUUAAAUUUUACUGAUGUACAGUUCACCGGGUGAAAUUUAAAAACAACUGCGUAAUAGGAAGGCAGGCAGUUAUUAGAACGAGAUGAAAUACAGAUGGUUUCCUGCUCCAUUGUUUUAUUCUUGAAUUCCAAAGGGGGGAGGGGGCGGAGACUAGUCUCAACAUGGAAGCACUUUGUUUACUAGCCCUACUGCUUACCAUGAAAGAGAUGUUUACCACGAAAUACCUUAUUUAAGGGCGAUGCGUACGGGUUUUUAUUGCCGCGGGUCACUUUUUUGGCCAGAGUUUGUGGAAUGAGUAAUUUGUGCUCGUAUGGUGGUUACAAUUGCCUGCAGUGUGUAAUUAAUUGCUGGAAGACUGCACAUACCUUGUGAUCAUGCAGUUGACUGACUGUAUCCGCCGCAUAAUUACCAGAGGUACAUCCCAGUGUACUUGAUAUACAGUACGUCUUGUUACAUUCUCGUUAUAUGGGCUUGCAGCUUGGAAAAACGGAGUUUUGAACGGAAGACCCAUGUGUUCAUAUACUUUAAGGAGUAUAGAUGAAAGAACACUAUUUGCUAUCAAUAAUUCGAAUACCAGCAAGUAAAAUAAAGGCUUGUGGAAAACUCAUUCACAGCAUAAACUGUUUUGCUAAUUAGUGUUGAAUGAACAAUCAGGGCAACUGAUGCAGAUACCAAGGGUGUUACUGAAAUCAAAACAAUCAGUCCGAAUAGAAAUGUUUGAAAAUGUGUGUUCACAAAACGCCCAUAAACGGAAGAACAGUCACUGCAUAGCACACAGAAGUAACUGUUUAUCGCGUGUGUUCUUGUACGUACGGUGCUAGGUUCAAAUCAAGUUCUGAAAAUAUACCAAAUACGCUGUUAAAUCACUUUAGUAGCUAGUAAGUAAGAUGACUUUGUAUUUGGCGUGGACUGCAUGGCACGUCUCACGUCUGGUCUAGUCGAAGAAAAACAACCUGAAGUCCUUGGUCACGUUUGUGUCAUUACAGUUGGUAUGUUCAAGGACUCUAUCGAUCGCACUGAGUCGCUCUCAGACAGCAAACCCUCAACGUGUCAGAUCUUCAAGGACAACCUGUUACUGAGUUGAUUUAAUAAAAUUUCCUACGUCGAAGUAUUGUUUUAUAGACAGCUAUCUGCUAGGGGACGCAUGCGUUUUUCAAUUGAAGGUAAUUGCAGCACGAGACGAAUGCAGCAUAUCAUGACAGUUCUGAAGAGGUACCAUCGGGAGAAAUAAUCUAAUCUUCUGAAGAAGGUUAGAACAGGAAUUACACUCGAGUGCCUAUAAUUUUUACGUUUUGUUCCCGAAGGAGAAAAUCUAUCAAAUUAUCGCUUUGAAUGUCUUAGUGUCUGCACUAAUACAUGUACAUGUAAUAGUUGUAUUUACGAGUUUGGCUGAUUUCGGCUCGGGAGAAAAUUCCUGUGUUCGUGCUGUGCACGUCUGUCGGUGUUAUUAGAUUUAGUUCACUGUUUGAUAAUUGUGAAAUCGUUAACAAAUAUACUAUUAUACCUUUUGCGUCAGUUGUGAGUCAAGUGUUGUGAAAACAAGUUGGAGGAACAUUCCUCGUCCGUGUACCCGUGGACAUCAUUAAUGAUCUAUCCAUGCUAUAUAUAGACAUUUCAGGGAAAUCAAACUUUUAGUGAUGAUGUAUCUUUGAAUUUGGAAAUGAAAAACGAAAAACAUCACUUGCGAUCAAAGGAUAAAAUGAUGGUUUAGACUUUCAAAUUUGAUAUAACAUUGAAGCUUUGUGUCUGAUUCGAUGUUUAGCAAAAGUAGUAGUGACAAGUAUUUGAAAACUACUUUGUGGAUGUUAAAUAAAUGCAUGCAUAACUGUAAUCCGAGAGGGUAUGACAGAUAAUAGCUUACACAUUUCUCAAAUUCAUUUACACCACAAUGGCCUGUGUACUGUAUUAUAAAAUCAACAAGAAGAUAUAUACUUGUCUAAUUUAAUGCUUUCGGUAAACAGUGGAAAUAUGGUAUAUUAUCUGAAAUAAGAAGCCGAUUGCAUACCACUUAAUCAAGUACUAUAUAUUUUGAUGAAGUCGUGUGAGAAUUACUGGGAUAUUUCUGUAAAUUUGAGCUCAAAUUCCGGAAAAUAAUUAUUGUUUCUAUUUGUUCUGAGUUGGUUUCGUCGUUUACAUCGUUUGCAUGCUAUCCUUCUGUGGCGUUGUGUACCGGAUUAACUUUGUAAAGACGUAAAGUCUAACAGCUAUUUCUAUCUGCAUGAAAUACAGUACAGUAUACUGUUGUAAAAAUAGUUUAAAAUACACUUUUGUAAAGGUUGAGACAUUACAUUUCAGGGAGAAAAUCAAUUUACUGUUAACAGGACACCAAGGCGCCAGGGAAAAGGUUAGGGGGAGAAAUAACAGAUGGCAAAGAAACUAUGUUGGGUUUUUAUUGAAAGAGAUAAAAAAUUGACGGGAAGCGUGUCAGUUGUACAAAUAAUUUCAAAAACUGAAUUGUUUUACUAAAAUUUUUGAUUUAUUUUUAUUGUUUCCAGACACAGACAUAUAUUUAAUAAUUUGUUUGCGAACAAACCGAAGCUGCCUUUUUAAUUUUAUUAACUUUGAUGCUUGAAAAUCAAAGAGGAUUUAGGUGCUACUCAUUUCUGUAAAACGUUUGUAACAUUACGGGCCUUGAGUAGAGGGUCCAUGGUAACAUUUCGUGGGUUCAUAACGUAAAGUGCUUUACCUUCUUUUAAAAACAGUGUCAACAGAGUUUGAAAAUCGCCUUAAACAGAGCAGCAAACUGAGAAAACAACUAAAGUUCUCCUGUGAACACGACCUGCCAACACAGUUGGCCCAAUUCAUGUUAAAUCGUAAUUUGAAGAGGAUAUGGAGCGGAAGAGGGGCUCAGUUUAUUUUGUAAUGUGUUUGGGCAGGUGCCGUUGCUAUAAGGGAAUUGAGUACCUUGUCUGUCCCCCCCCCCGAGUUCUCAACACAUGCACCUAACGUGCCAAUCCACACACUUUCUUUAAUACCUUUUCCAUAAAGCUGACAGUGGGAUUUUUCAGUUGCUAGGUUGCAAUAACUACCGACAUUAAAACAGUUGUCGUUUUUCCCAUUCCUAAAAAUCUUCAAUACGCUCAAUCGCCGUAAUCAGAUGGAGGAGGGAACUGUUUACGAGUUUUGCCUUGAAUAUAAAAUACGGUUAUAAUGCUCAACAUGCACGCUACCGUUAGUUUUCUGCUAAGUCUCUCCAAAUAGAAGCAGCUGCAGAGUGGCUAUCAAGAAAACAGAGAAAGGGAAUUCUAGCAACACUUGCAAUCGCGUGUCAGUAAUGCAAAAAUAGAUUAGACUAUUCUGAUCGGUACUUUGAGCAGAGAUAAAGUGUGACGAGUCAGAUUGAAAAACUAUAGUUAACAAACAAGGUGAAAUAGUGCGGUGACGUCUUGGAAGAGGUGUCCUAAGGUGUUCAGUUGUGUGCCUGACAACGGUACUGGGUGUCUCUGUUUUGGCUUUGCAUUUUAUUUUCCAAAGGGAUUAGUAAUCGUUUGGGGCGUGAGAGUAGUGUCUGGGAUGGAAAAGCUGUCUUGAAAUCCCAAUCCCAAGUUUAGCAUUAAUCAUUUUAAACAACGAUAGACCCCACUUUUACUUUACUUUAUCCUUGAUCAAUGCCGUUGAAACAUUGGAGCCGUCUUGAAAACAAUUCCAUCUUGUUUGUGUCAUUCAGCAAGCGUCGCCAGAAAGGCCCGAUCAAUCUUGUGAGAUUUAAGCUCGCAUCCCAUAUCUCGUUACCUUCCAUUAACCUGAUCAUUUUCUCGUUCCUUUGAGACUCUGUCUCCUUAAGACGUUCAAUUUUGAAUGGAUGAUAUCUAUAUCACUGCACGACCUGUCAUUCUCAUAAUACUUAAGAUUUCGUUUAUCUCAUCUUUGCAUCUUAUCGAAGUUAAAGGAUUUCAGAGCUGGGAAUUCUGAGGUUCAAUUGAAUAUUGUGAAGCGGACUCGAAUUUCUAAAUUCAGGCAAAAUGUUAAACUAAAAUCAUGUUUCUGGUGAAGAUGUUCUAAACUAUUACUUUAUGAAAUUUGCAUAUUAAUGAAAAGAAAACGGGGAAUAAUUGUGUUUUCCUUUCGCAUAUCCUUUGUAACAUUCAAACAGUAAUCGGCCUUCAAAAACUGUCUCUCGAAAUAAACGAAUUUCGAAUAUUACUUUUGGUUGAAAUGUGGUGGAACGUCAUGACAAUAUGACACAUGAGUGACAGCGUGAAGAUUAAAAAGAAAAGGAAUUUGGAAGAGGGGGUUGGGGAGAAAGUGAUGAAUGAACGAAACGACGAAAUGCAUGCAGUACGAAUUUCAAUUUAGAAUGUUGGAGGAUGGGUAACGCUACGCCUGAAAGGUCGCUACUUUGGCCAUAAAAAAACCUUUAUUUCGUAUAGUGUGAAAUGAUCUUCUGCAGUCGAUGGUGUGUAAUCUACUUAUUGAGGUAAAAUGAAAAUGCUCUUGCCUCCAAAAUAAUACAUCACAUUGUAAAGUUUGGUUGAGGGAGUGAGAAAGGCAAGAAAGAACUAACCAAUUAGUCAGGAGAGAACUUGUGGCGAUCGGUUGUGUUCCUUGAAAUAAUUUGAGAGAAGGCUGCAUGGAUAAAAGAUACAAGGAUUUGAAAGUGGAAGCGAUUGCCAUAUAUUGUGACGGCUGUACGCUUAAAAUGGAUGAAUAUUGUCAUAUGGAUUGAAUAGUCCUGAUGGAUUUUGCCAUUACACAUUUGGUUUAUAAUUCUUUGGUCUAUAAUUCGUUCGCACCUUUAAAUUUAAACCUCUCAAACUCAUUCACAAAAACAGCAACUGUAGGGAUGAAUUAAACAAACAAACAAACAAACAAACAAACAAACACACAAACAAACA
Messenger RNA from Acanthaster planci (crown-of-thorns starfish), 6736 nucleotides. RefSeq names its product bombesin receptor subtype-3-like. Gene Ontology annotation, molecular function: neuropeptide receptor activity. The record is from RefSeq and is a predicted model, not a curated record. Gene Ontology annotation, cellular component: plasma membrane. Gene Ontology annotation, biological process: G protein-coupled receptor signaling pathway. Lineage: Eukaryota; Metazoa; Echinodermata; Asteroidea; Valvatida; Acanthasteridae.